AUGUAUAGCCAAAAGAAGAAAAUUGUUCAGGUGUAUCAGUUGAAGAAUGAUGUCUAUUCUCUACGACAAGGUGAUCACUCUGUAGCAUAUUUCUAUGCUGCCUUGAAAUCUAAGUGGGAGGAACUUGACUACUACUAUGAUGAAACUUGGGAUUGUCUGCAAGUUCAAGUGUGUUAUUUAGCCAAAGAAUGGGAGAAUAGGGUAUUCCUAUUUUUAGCAGGGUUGAAUGAUGAUUUUGAAGGUAUAAGGAGUCAAAUCCUUAAUUCUAACAGACUACCUAAUAUUGAAGAUGUUUACUCUCGAGUAGAAGCUGAAGAACAACUACGCCUUGUUAUUACUAGAAAAAGGAGGGAUCACAUUUCGUAUAAUGGGAGGUCUGCUCUUGUUAGCCAUGGUCCUAUAAGAGCUGUCGGACCUCCUGGCAAGUGCACUCACUGCAAGAAGACUGGUCAUACAGUGGCUUUUUGUUGGGACCUCCAUCUUGAAAAGAAGAAUAGUCGAGGGAAACCUUCUAGUGGGAAGAAAUCUACUUCUGAUGCUACCAACUCUAGUGGAGGGAAAGCCUCUAUCUCAGCUAAAUAG
Messenger RNA from Nymphaea colorata (pocket water lily), 582 nucleotides. RefSeq lists its product as uncharacterized. Bases 1 to 582 code for a protein of 193 amino acids. Lineage: Eukaryota; Viridiplantae; Streptophyta; Magnoliopsida; Nymphaeales; Nymphaeaceae. The transcript has a single exon. The record is from RefSeq and is a predicted model, not a curated record.